AUGUCACGUAAUUCCGCCGCAGGCUUGGAGAAUACGCUUUUCCAACUAAAGUUUACCUCAAAACAACUGCAAAAGCAAGCAAAUAAGGCGUCGAAGGAGGAGAAACAAGAAACCAACAAACUUAAACGUGCUCUCAACGAAAAUGAGGAGAUCUCCCGUAUAUACGCGUCCAAUGCUAUAAGGAAGAAAAACGAGCGGUUACAGCUACUGAAACUGGCAUCCAGAGUGGAUUCUGUCGCAUCAAGAGUGCAAACCGCCGUCACAAUGAGACAGGUGUCCGCAUCCAUGGGGCAAGUUUGCAAAGGCAUGGACAAGGCGUUGCAGAAUAUGAACCUACAACAAAUCACCAUGAUAAUGGACAAGUUCGAACAGCAGUUCGAAGACCUGGAUACGAGUAUCAAUGUGUAUGAGGAUAUGGGCGUCAAUUCGGAUGCUAUGCUAGUAGAUAAUGAUAAGGUGGAUGAACUGAUGGGCAAAGUGGCUGAUGAGAACGGCAUGGAAUUGAAACAGAGCGCAAAGUUGGAUAACGUUCCAGAGAUCAAACCGAACGAGAUCAACGUCGAUGAAGAAAAGGAAGAUAAACUGGCUCAAAGGUUAAGAGCAUUGAGAGGUUGA
Molecule: messenger RNA, 615 nt
Organism: Saccharomyces eubayanus
Lineage: Eukaryota; Fungi; Ascomycota; Saccharomycetes; Saccharomycetales; Saccharomycetaceae
Gene: DID2
Product: Did2p
Exons: 1
Coding region: 1-615 (204 amino acids)
Biological process (GO): endosome transport via multivesicular body sorting pathway; protein transport; late endosome to vacuole transport
Cellular component (GO): ESCRT III complex; multivesicular body
Source: RefSeq, a predicted model, not a curated record